Molecule: messenger RNA, 846 nt
Organism: Didymella exigua CBS 183.55
Lineage: Eukaryota; Fungi; Ascomycota; Dothideomycetes; Pleosporales; Didymellaceae
Exons: 1
Coding region: 87-638 (183 amino acids)
Source: RefSeq, a predicted model, not a curated record
CGUAAAUCCACAAGCACGCGCACAGAACACACCCUACAACUUACCAACACCAACUAGCCUGUAUCAUUAACCACUGACCGAAUAUCAUGGCUUCAUCACAGUUUCGGCACGGGCAUGCUGCCAUCGGCGUCAUCAUCAGCAAUAUGGACUCCUACCUGCCACCAGAUACCAUCGAUCGUCCUGGUUACAAGCACUGUCGGACCACAUAUGGAUUGCUAACCACUACCUACAAACAAGCCGAGCAUUCAGAGGCACCAGAGAAGGUCUAUAAGGAGCUACAGAAACUCGAGCAUGAACUCCGCCGCCGCCUCAACAACCUGAGUGCCGCCAAGGGCGUUCCGGCCAAGAUGACCGGAUACUUGGAUGAGCUCAAGGCUGCUUUGGAUCACGCCAUGUCUGAGGGUGUGGACACAGACUUCCUAAUCCAAGGUGUGGAGGACAUUCUGGAGGAGAAACCGGAGGCCCAGGCAGCGCCAAAGCCGCAGCGCGUCCUCAUGGUGCCCAACACAAAGUACAAGAAGGUCAAGGCCGAGCUUGCGGAGGCAAAAAAGAAGAUUCAGAAGCUGAACGAGGAGAACAACUCUCUGAUACUUUACAUCAGGCAGUUGGAGGCCGAGCGUGCACACCGUGGAGCGUGAGUUCGACAGACACGAGACCUUGCGUCUCCGCUGACUCAUCGGAUGAAGAAACCAUGAGGCGACAAAAGUAUCGUACGAAGACUGCAAAGUCUACGACUCGGACUGGAUUACGGCGGCAUUUGCGGCGUGAGCUCGUGUGGGUGAGCCCAGUGUGAGAACCUAAGCCUCCAUCGAUCAGACCAGAAGAAUCAUUAUGAUUGCAGUGAGU